UGUGACCAUUACCGGCUUUCCUAAGUACCUAUGUGUCACCAUCUGAUGCACAAUGUAAUGUCACAAUAUAAUCACAAAACAUAUUGUGAUUGCUCCUAUCAGCUGUCGAGUGCCUUUGGCACAGACAGCUGCAACUCCUGUCCACGAGGUCUACCCCACCCCCGGGAACCUAAUCCAGCUCUGGGUCCAGUCCUUCUCUGUUGUGGGGAGCCAGCAAGAGCCAGGACGCCCCUCUGAGCCUCCUCUCUCCCCUGCUACCAAGACCAACGCUACAAAAUGGCUGCCAUGACCAUUGAUCCAGUGGAGCAGCCUCGCAUGUACCAACAAACUCUACUUCAAGAUGGACUUUGUGACUUGCUGGAGAAUGACAAGUUUGUGGAUUGUGUUCUCAAGGUGCAGGAUAAGGAGUUCCCCUGUCACCGUCUGGUCCUGGCAGCAAGCAGCCCAUUCUUCAAAGCUAUGUUCUUGUCUGAGCUAGAGGAGAGCAAGAAGCAUGAGAUUGUUCUCAAAGAUGUAGAACCUGGGAUUUUAGGAAUGAUUUUAAGGUAUUUAUACACUUCUGAUAUCAAUUUAACAGAGCAAAAUGUCCAGGAUAUUUUCAUGGUGGCAAACAUGUACCAAAUACCAUCCAUAUUUUCAGUCUGUGUGUCCUACCUUCAAGAGAAGCUAGUACUUGGAAAUUGCUUGGCCAUCUUCAGGUUAGGGUUGCUUUUGGACUGUCCCAGGCUGGCUCUGGGUGCAAGGGAAUUUAUAUGUGAGCGUUACCAAGUUGUAGUGAGGGACCAGGACUUUAUGCAGCUCAGCCCGAGUGAGCUGGCUAUCCUAAUUACAUCAGAUGCCCUGAAUGUGGACAGGGAGGAGAUUGUGUUCGAAUCCCUCAUGGACUGGGUCAAACAUGAUGAGAACAACCGACUCAAAGAUCUACCAGAGUUACUCCACUGUGUCAGAUUUAGGCUUAUACCUUUGGAUUACCUCAAGGACAAAGUAGAAAAACAUCAGUAUAUUCGCUUCAGUCAGGAGAUGAAGAAGGAUCUAGAGCUGGUCAAAGAUGCACACAAGGGACGACUGCCAAAACCCCAAAAGCACAAUUCUAAAGGGGCAGCAGGAGGUGAGGAUGAAGAUGAGGAAGAUGAUGAAGAGGGGUACCUCCCCGGUAUCCUUAACAAUAACCCUCGUUUUGGGAUGUUCGAGCUGGAUCUGAUACUCAUGAUCAGUGACACAGGGACGGUGGCAUAUGACCCAGUGGGGAAUGAAUGUUUUGUGGCGUCAGAGUCCACAGAAAUCCCCAAGAACCACUGUAGCCUGGUGACCAAGCAGAACCAGAUAUUUGUUGUGGGUGGGCUACUUUUUAACGAAGAGGACAAGGAUGAACCAUUCAGUUCAUACUUUCUACAAUUUGAUCCAGUGAGUUCAGAGUGGCUGGGGAUGCCCUCACAGCCCUCCCCACGCUGCCUGUUUGGGAUGACAGACAUUGAAAACUCCAUCUUUGUGGUGGGAGGCAAAGAACUGAAGGAUGGAGAGCAUGUGCUGGACUCCGUCAUGAUCUAUGACAGACAAUCUUUUAAAUGGGGUGAGUCUGAUCCACUUCCUUAUCAAGUCUAUGGACAUGGAACUGUAUCACACAAUGGUCUGGUGUAUGUGAUUGGCGGAAAGUCUGAGAGCAAGAAGUGUAUGAGGAGAGUGUGCACGUACAACCCCACAAAGUUUGAGUGGAAGGACCUGGCCCCGAUGAAUACAGCCCGCGCUCUCUUCGGAAUCACAGUUCAUGAGGAUCAAAUCUAUGUGGUUACUGGUGUAACGGACUCAGGCCUCACCAGUUCUGUGGAGGUUUAUGACAUCGCCACAAACAAAUGGUCAGAGUUCACAGAGUUUCCUCAGGAGCGCAGUUCCCUCAACCUCGUCUCAAUGGGCGGGUUUCUGUACGCCAUUGGAGGAUUCGCCAUGAUGCCCACAGAGACCAGUGAGGAGCCUGUACCAACAGAAAUGACUGAUAUCUGGAGGUACGAUGAAUUGGAGCAGAACUGGACUGGCAUUUUAAGAGAAAUAAGCUACGCAGAAGGAGCCACCAUUCUGCCUGUACGCCUAAACACACUGCGCCUCAACAAGUUAUAACCAAAGUGAACCACCAGGCUAAUUAUAUAAAGAGAAUGGGUCAAAUGCAGUUCUUGGAAGAUCAUAAGAGAUUGUACGUACACUAUUUUGACAGAUAGUGGUUCUCCUGUAUAGAUUUAAUUUCCCCUUAGAGAAAGGAGUAUCCAUCUUACAAUGCUUAGACACCAAUUAUUGUCAUUGAUCAGUAAGAAAAUACAUUUAAUACUUAAAACCUAAUCAAUUUGAACUGUGCUAGAAUCCUUCAAAUUAAUACACCGACACUCCAGUCAAGAAUAACAAUAUGGCCGCUACCACAGUAGAUAUUGUGAUUACUAAUACAGCCCUAUAUGCAGCUAUAAGUGUGUAUUUUAUAAAGUAAUACAAAACCUUAUUAAAAAUCUGGAAUGUUGUAGUCCUUGUCAUAUGCCCACACAGAGUAGUACAUGCAUGCAUUUUCUUUGCUCUAAUGCACCUACUACAUUGGCCAUGAUGGGGUUUAAUCCCAUAUUCACAUCACCUGUCAGUGGUCAUAUUAACAUCACCUGUCAGUGGUCAUAAUGUAAUGUCUGCCACUGAUUUGGUGCAGUUGUCAUGUGGGAGUAACUUUGGUUAACUGCAUUAUUUAUUUGUUAGACAUUUUAAGCUCUCAAGAAUUUCACCCAGAGUGCACUCGAAGUUAAAAAGGCUUUAUAAAGGGUAUGGCUUUCCAGAUGAAUCAAAAUGGGACAUAGAAUCCAAAAAAGUUCGGUCAAGUGGUGAUAAAUAAAAGCAUUUUAUCUUG
This is a messenger RNA of Boleophthalmus pectinirostris (great blue-spotted mudskipper), 2872 nucleotides long. RefSeq names its product kelch-like protein 40a. The record is from RefSeq and is a predicted model, not a curated record. The transcript is spliced from 7 exons. Lineage: Eukaryota; Metazoa; Chordata; Actinopteri; Gobiiformes; Gobiidae. The coding region runs from base 277 to 2112 and encodes 611 amino acids. Gene Ontology annotation, molecular function: protein binding.